Messenger RNA from Pipra filicauda (Wire-tailed manakin), 516 nucleotides. RefSeq names its product copine-5-like. Gene Ontology annotation, molecular function: calcium-dependent phospholipid binding. NCBI's taxonomy places the organism in Eukaryota, Metazoa, Chordata, Aves, Passeriformes, Pipridae. Bases 121 to 516 code for a protein of 131 amino acids. The record is from RefSeq and is a predicted model, not a curated record. Gene Ontology annotation, biological process: cellular response to calcium ion. Gene Ontology annotation, cellular component: plasma membrane. The transcript has 6 exons.
CCCGGGGCAGCCCCUCGGUGCGGGGUCGGGGCCGGAGCCGCGGGCGGUGCCGGGGGCGGUCCCGGGGCGGAGCCGAUCCCGAUCCCGAUCCCGGUGCCGGGGCAGCGGCGGAGCCGGGGCAUGGCGGGCCUGGGCUCCCUGGAACCGGGCACCGGCCCCGGCCCCGUCCCGGCCACCCGCGUGGAGAUCACCGUGUCCUGCAGACAGCUCCUAGACCGGGACACCUUCUCCAAGUCGGACCCCCUGUGUGUGCUGUACACGCAGCGCCCGGGCAGCCACCAAUGGCGGGAGUUUGGCCGGACCGAGGUCAUCGACAAUUCCCUGAAUCCCGAUUUCCUGCGGAAGUUCGUGCUGGAUUUCUGCUUCGAGGAGCGGCAGAACCUGCGCUUCGACCUGUACGACGUGGACUCCAAGAGCCCCGACCUCUCCAAGCACGAUUUCCUGGGCCAGGCCUUCUGCACCCUGGGCGAGAUCGUGGGCGCUGCCGGCGGCCGCCUGGAGAGACCCCUCACGUGA